Ectocarpus sp. CCAP 1310/34 is the source of this 2921-nucleotide messenger RNA. The record is from the annotation of a GenBank genome assembly. Lineage: Eukaryota; Phaeophyceae; Ectocarpales; Ectocarpaceae.
CCCGUGCUGCGUGCAGCCUUAUACCUGAGCUCGCAUCGCACAGAGUACGACUAUGGCUCCCGACAAGGCACCUAUGGACCACCAGUCUGCGGAGGGGGCACAACUUAAGACGCCCGAAGCCGAAGCUCCAGCGCGGAUGGUCGCACCCGCCAGUAAACGUCAGAAACCAAAAGCGGCAGACGCACCGCAAGCCCACCGGACCGGAGCACCAGCAGCUCGGCAGACGGCGUCGUGGGAUCUCUUCAACCCUUCGACGGAGGACUUCGUCCUGCUUGACACACCGUGCUUCUGAUGACAAUGGUCUCGUCAUAAGUGCUGCUGUGUCGUCGUCGAGAUGGAAGAGCUACAGGAACCUGUUCUGGGAAUCUCCCUCCGCCCCCAAGAUUGCGUAUGUACGCACCAAGGAAUCGGACCGAUAGUGCACGAAUGGGUUCCCGUGCGCUCGGGCGCUGCGAGCUGUGCCUUUGUAGUCCUUGCUACGCAGAGUGCUGCCUUGGGUGCAUGCUGCCUGUUGCACUUAUACGGACGGGUUGGACUCAUCAAUCGAGUGAAAAGCAAGGAUGACCGAGUCAGACGAGAUGUAUUUGCGGCGGAGCUUGUUGCUUGCCUCUAGAGUGUAUGUACUAUAGGAGUCGCGCUCCAUGAGGAGAGGUUGUCAUGUGUGCGCCGCGAUCAUCUCUUUUUCUUUGGCAGGUCUCUUUCUUGUCUCCGCGCUAUGGAAUUAUUUUUUAGACUAAGUUAACGGACAUUUAUUUUUCUCCUAUUUUAGUCGCAGCCAUCCUUCGUUUUUUUGAGAUGUACCUUCGGGAGCCCUGCAUCUUCUCCGGAAGAACCAAUUGCUCUGCAAAACCUACCGGCAGUCGUUGCCACGGAGCGGUUGAAUUGUGUCUCACUUCAGGUGUGUUUAAAUUUUCAUACGUUUCACAGAGUAUGUUUUUACAGUUUCGAAAUCGCUUGUUGCUGGUGGCGGUCAACCACAUCGUCCUUCCGAGGUACAUUGUGUUACGGAGGAACGAACAAAUACACGAGUUGCUCCUUUACCAUUGUGCGUGGGGGUGGGGUGAGGGGGUACUGUCCCUCGCAUUUGUUACGGAAGAUGUUUCGAGGCUUCUUCGUUUGUCGCUUUUCCUAAGUGUAAUAUGUGAACUUUUGAAGUCUCGCUUUUCUCAUAGGAGUAGCUUGACGGUUGGGUUAGAGUACCGGUAGUUUCUGCUGGCUGGGCGAUGUAAGUGUUUCGUGUUUUUGUUGAUGGUUAUUUCUCACAUGGUUGGGCGCUGAGCUUGUAUUUGGCGUAGAGUGUCAUGUGUCUGGCAGAGGGGGUGACACGUGGCGCCGACGUUCAGUUUAUGUCGUAUUGCUAACGGAUCACGCCAGCGGACAGAACGCGAUUCGAGGAAUGUGGUUUUAGAAUCGUCUCUGUGUGAUGAAUUUCAGUUUGUAUAUGUUCGAGAAUACCAAGUUAUUACACGUUGAGGGAAGGACCUAAUACAUGUGGUGAGUUUUGUCGCGAGGAAGCAUAACGGCAUGCAUGCGCCGCAACUGAAUUCUGCCGCGUUACCCGCGACAGCUCUUCAACUAGAGCGAUGACAAACGAAACGGCAGGGGAUCUUCAGGGCAACGAAGAAUGAAGGGGAACGCGGGGUUUAUUCUUUUUCAAGCUCACCGCUUUUUGUUGGACCAGUACGGAUGUAAGACUGAGCGGAAACCGUAGCGGUUUUAAUGUCUACACAACGACAAAAACAACGGCAACCGCUCGCAUUCCACGUACAUACAAGCGCGAUUGAGAUUCAAUGAACAUUUUUGUCCUAUCGACCCGCCCCGCGUCGUGUUUUCUUUUUCGGGAGGUCUGAUGCUGCAUUGCUACAAAGGUUGUGAUCGUACGUUUAGCCGGCCCUCCUUCGCCAACCGUGGUCCUCAAAGACCCCACGAGGUCGAAGGCAACUUCUUGGUUCGUCGUGUAGACAGCCUUGACAAUGUAGAACGUUGUAACCAUCAUAUCUCUGAAAGUGAUCUCGGCAGAGAUUGAUGCGAGGCACCGUGCUGUGCACGGGCACCGUCCUUUGUCGAUCGCGCGGGAAGGGCGGGCAACAUGGUCCAUGGGCGUGAGAUAUAUAUUUCCGGGGUGGACACUGCUGUGGUCCAGCGUCCUCCGCGUGGGAUAACCACGAAAAGAUGGAACUUCACCGUACAGAUUCGUCUGAAACUUCUACCAACAGAGCAACCACUGCACACCAGUCAAACAUGCAUUGGGCUGACCCACUUCAACCCAUAUCCCCCUUCGCUCUCUCCCUAGGGAUUUGAGUAAAUCUUGCCACGAAGAGAGGUGAGUUGGUCAAAGGUCAGCCACCGUCGAUCGAUUUCAUCUCACAUGAAAGGCUGCCGUUGACUGCGAUUCCCUCGAGCUACCGCUGCUUCCCUUUUCUCACUUUUCUUAUAUUUUUGUUCGGUGUCGUGAUCUCCCGUUCGUGACCUCACUACGCCAACAGUCAGCCCUCAGGAUCACAAGAAGCACCCUAACCAUUCUAUUUUUCGUCACCUAACAUAGUUUCGAGACACAUACUUAUCUCAAAUCGUUCCUACCUUCUUUCUUCCUCCUCACCCCCCCUGUCAAGCGAUAUACUUUUUAUUCGCCUCUUGAUUCUACUUUUCAGAUUUUCCUUCCUUGUCGACCUGGUGCACGCAAUUGUGGGAGAUGUGGACGGAGGCCGAAAUACACCGCCGGUAACGGCAUGAACAUCAAACCAAUAUCAAACCUGCACCCAGUCCCCCACCACCCCGUAAAAAUCCCUUGGUUGCUGCUGCUGCGCGCUCGAGCCUACUACAAUUGCUCGCUCGGAGCUCUUGCCCUAUCGAAAACAUGAUGCGCGCAGAGCGAGUCGUCGUCCUGCCCCAUUAGCUCCUACCGGCGGUGCCCCCUCCCC